AUGUCUGAAAAACAAGUAUUAACAGGAGUUGCUGCAGCAGCAGAGACAAAGGAAGACAUAGAUGAUUAUCUCAAAACAACACUUUCUGAAGAGCAAUAUAAAACAUUAAUGGAAAUCGUUGACUCUAAUGGUGAGGAAGUUGAAAUUGAGGCCACUGACAUGAGCAAAGAAGACAGGCGCAAGUUGCACACUGCCAUAGUGAAAUGUGGAAAAUCUCGUUUGAUUAGCAACACUGUUGAUAAGGAUGGCAAAAAGUACAUUGUUGUUAAGAGAUCCAGUAAGGCAGGGAAGCAGGAGAGGCGUUCUGUGCCGUGGCCAGCAGAUAGAGGUGGAGAGUAUGUGUACUUUAUUCUACACAAAGAAAAUAUGGACACCAUGGAAACUGUUAACCUCAUUGCAAGUAGACUAAGAGUGAAACCAAAUUUGAUAACAUAUGCAGGAAUGAAGGAUCGCCGUGCCAAAACAAGUCAACUGAUGUGUGUUUGGAAAGUGGAACCUCAACGAUUGGUGAAUGUUAGUCGAAGCCUGCGAGGUAUUGAGAUGGGUAAUUACAGUUUUCAUCAGCGGCCACUACGACUUGGUGAUUUGCGUGGUAAUCGCUUUCGCAUUGUUCUCAGAAAUGUGACAGGAUCAGACAAACAGAUUGAAGAUGGCUUAACAUCACUAAAGACAAAAGGUUUCUUGAAUUAUUAUGGACUUCAGAGAUUCGGGAGCUCUUUGGCUGUUCCAACACAUGAAAUUGGAAAAGCUCUGCUAUUGGGUAACUGGCAGAAGGCAGUUGAACUCAUCCUGAAACCAAGAGAUGGUGAGCCACUACGUUUUUUAGCUGAAGCUCGUAAAGUUUGGUGGGAGACAAGGGAUCCAGCUAAGGCGAUAAAAAUUCUACGCAAUAAGGACAAGAUGAUCGAAGGGAAAUUGCUUCUUGGACUCAGCCGUCAUGGACCUAAGAACUAUUUAAAUGCUUUGGAUAAUAUACCUCGCGGUACACGUCUUAUGUACCUGCAUUCAUAUCAGAGCCUUAUAUGGAACAAAGUUGUGUCAAGGCGCAUGCAGAAGUUUGGUUUACAGCCUAUAGCAGGUGACCUGGUGCUUCAGGGUGAAGAGAGAGCAGAACCAGUUGAAUUACUAGAAGUUGGUGACCAUGAUGCCACAGCGAAUCAGCAAACAAGUGAUACUGCUGAUGACAAUGCGAGCAACAGACAGAAACCCUCUGUGCGAAUACUUUCAGAAAGUGAUGUGAAAGACUUCACAAUUUAUGAUAUUGUUUUACCACUACCUGGCCAUGAUGUAGUAUACCCACAGAAUGAAACAAAAGAAUGGUUUGAAGAACUUCUCCAAGCAGAUGGGCUGUCACCUGCCAAAUUGAAACAGAGUGUGAGAGCUUAUUCCGUGGGAGGUGCUUACAGACACAUUGCAGUUCGUCCUACAAAUGUGAGCUGGAAAAUAAUGCAUUAUUCAGAUCCACAAACUACUUUGGUGCUUUCUGAUCUUGAGGAAAUGCAGAAAGUUACGCCACCAGAAGAUGAAAAAGAUGGAGUUUAUAAAGCCCUCAUUUUGGACUUCUGUCUACCAUCUUCUACAUAUGCUACAAUGGCAGUCCGUGAAGUAUUGAAAUCAGACACAUCAUGCUACAGUCAGGCAUUGCUGAAUGAUUACCAUGUACCCACAGGCCCAAAUGGGACUCCCAAAAGGCGAUUGUCAUCUGCAGAAAACGGAGAUUCAGCAUCUUCCUCUGUGAGUGAAGAUGUGAAAACGGAACCACAAGAUCAAGUAACAUCUACAAAGCAUCAGGUGUCAUCUAUAUGUACAAGGGCUACGAAAAGGGAGAAGAAGACUACGGAUUCAGGUGAGAAAUCAGACAGUUAUUCUGAGGAUGGUGCUCCCAAUAAGAAAAAACUGAAGACUGAACAGAGUUUAUCUGCAUUCCAUAGUACUAACAUAAAAAUUGAUGUUACCCCUAUACCAGAAAGGAGAACUAGGCGCAGCAGCAGACUGGUUGCUAGUGAUAGUGAAAAAGAUCCAUCUGCAGUAAAGAAUGUUAUGGACACAAAAAGUCAGAGCACUGGAGGUGGAAGCAAGCAACGUCAUGUAGAUAAGGUACUGGAGACUAGUUUUCAAAGUGCUGUAGAUUCUAAGCAGUGUGAUUUAAAAGUUGACCGGUCUACAGAAAGAACUUCUGUAGAGGUGGUCCCACAAAACAAUAAAUUAAAUGCCCCAUUACAAGCCCAUGUUACAUCCCUGUCAGUAGGCUUGGAGGCAGAGACUGUAAAAAAGAAAUUAGAAACUGAAGAAACUAAUAUAGAGGUAGGUUGUGACAGUGACAUUAUAGACAGUGAAGGCCAUGAGUCAAGUAGGAAAAAGUUGAAAGUUAGUGUAACUAAUGACAGUGAAGUAAAUACACAGCAUGACAGUGGGUCAGAAGGUUCCAUAAAUACUGCAGUUCAGGCUGGGAAGGUAGAAUGUUCAGUUAGUUCUGUGGUCAGAACAGAAAAUUCAUCUGGUGCGCCAUCAGAGCAAAUGUAUGUAGAAAGUAAUAUUACUAAUACUCAAGUUAAAACUAGCAUCACCAAUACUCAGAUUUCCAAAGAAAUGCAUCCAUGUACACAAGAUUGCAAUGUGAUGUUGCAGGAAAAGACUGUUAGCUCAGUAUUGUCUUCCAAAUUAAAUGGAAGUGAAACUACAGAUCUGAAAUCCACUGUUGGUACUGUGGAAAACGUAGUUUGUAGUUCAUCUGAGAAGACUGAAAUUUUAGCCAGUAUUGGCUGUUCACAUGAGACUGAUAAGAGCUGUGUAACAAGCUCUGUGCUAAUGGAGACUGAUACUGCUAGAGAGAGUCAUAAGACUGAUAGGUUGCAAAUCCAAUCAGACAUUUCCAAAAUCCAUCCAGAGGAUGGAAAUGAAAGCACAAAAUGUGAACUUUCUUGCAGAGAAAGUUCCACAUGUAAUGAAGAAACAGAAAACGUAAAAAAAACAACGGUGGAAUGUGCAGAAGCAUUGGUUUCUCCUUUUCGACAUUCAGAAGGAAGUGAAACGUCUCAUUUAAGUGAGACAGAAGUGAAACAAAACUUAAAACAAAGUAGCGGAAACACUGAUGCCAGUGUUCCACUGACUGAUGGAGGGAGUGAGAUUUUAAAGCAUUCUGCACUGGAUACUGUUGACCAACCUGAUAGACAGACUGAGUCAGAGACUGAAACGCAGAUUUCAUCUGUAAGUGAGAUAAAGACUGAUGUUGAAACAGUUGCUGUUCUUUCACCAGUUGAAAACCCACAUGUUACUGAAAUAGGUAGUCAGGAUGCUUCAGGGUCAGCUGUUUCAAGUACUGUUUUGUCUUCAGAUUGUAAAGAGGACGAAAAGCCAUCUCAAAAGAAACUGGGCCAUACAGGAAUCGUACUUACAGCCACAGAAGAGGCAUCCCAUUCCAGCUCUUACGAAUUAUGUAGUGAGGACUGUGCAACUUCUCAUAGUGGUUUCAAACAUAAAAACAUAAAUAAAGACUCCUCUGAAUUGCACAGUGCUCCAGAUUGUGAAGAUAAUGGGAAUGGGAGUUUAAAGGAGCAUGCAGAGAAUUUUGUCGAGUCUUCCAAUUUGUCUUCAUUGGAUCAAGUAUCCUUAGAGUCAACUAAAGAAGAGGGGUCAGUGGAGGUGGAUAUGAAGUAUAGGGAUGGAAAACGCGCGCUGUGCAAAUCUGAUGUUGCAUUACAUGAUAGUGCAGUUGGAAACCAGAAUAUGGAGGAGGAGAAACAUGAGAAAGAACAGAAUUCUACAGAUUCUAGUGUAAACUAUUUUGUUGAUACUAGUUGUAAAGUAGGCACAGAAUCUCCACAGCCCAAAGGAAAUUCAUUGAAUCAGAAAAUAUUAAAACCAGAAGAAGAGAGUAAAACUAGCAUAUCUCCAGGUGCAGAUUCAAUGCCAUCAUUGAGUGAAGCAAAGUUGGUAUCAGAACAGGAAGUCAGCAUGGUAUCUGAUGAACAUAAUUCAUGCACACGCAAACUUGAGAGGAAUGAGUUGGAUAAAAAAUCUGCUACUUCAGAAGUCCAAGAGGAGAUAAAAACAGUUCUUACAGAUUUGGUCACAGAUGCUGUGGAGAAUGAAAUGGAAAUUAUAAAUGAUGAUGAUAUAUCUGGUAAGUCAACUUCAGAUAUCAGUUCAAACUUACAUAAUAAGAAUGAAAAGUCCCAAGAAGAAUCAGUACAACCUGAACAAAAUAUGCAAAUGAAGAGUAAAUCAUCACAGUUAAAAGUAAAUGACCCGAUUAAAGAAACAGUUGUCAAACAAAAUUGGGACAAAGAAGAAUGCAAAAAGGAAGUGCAUGAACCCCCUUCACAGACUGAAAUGGAUGUGGAAGUUGUGGCACCUGUUCAGCAAGACAUUGGUGGAGAAAUGGAAAGUGUUGAUGCUGUUACUGUGAAGUCAUGUCCUGAGAAAUAUGAAAUGCACAUAUCAUCAAAGGACAAAUUGAAAGAUUUGGUGGUAGAUGACUGCUGUAUGGGAAAUAUGGUGCAGUCUGUAGCUGAAGAUUCAGAUUCCUGUAGGGAAGUUCCCCUAAGUGAAAAUAAAGAAUCAAGGUUAGAUAAAACUACCUUGAAAACUAAAGCUCAGACUAGUGUCACUGAAACUGGUAAAUCUAAUGUUUCUGAAGAAAAUUGCACAGAACAGCAGUCAAAUUCAUCUGGAAAAGUUUCCCAAAAAUCAGUUUUUGCUCUUAAAGCACCAGAAGAUAACGUUUUGUGUAGUGAUCAUAAACUCCAUCAAGAAAGUGAUAAUGCUAAAGGCAUGAGUGAUACAGUGUCACAGACUGCACAAAAGGAGCAGAAUCAGCAAACAGAAGCUGAAAAGCAAAUAACUGCCACAGAAACAAAAUUAGUGCUGAUGGCUGGAGGAAGUAAGAUCUUUGAUACUUUGCCUAAAGGUUUUGAUGGAAAAUGUGGGGAUAAAAUUACAUUUAAACUCAUAGGGCUAAAACACAAACUAAAUGAAGAUGAGACAACUUAUGAGAAAUUGUCACCCAUUGCUAACACCGAGGAAUUGGUACCAGUUGAAGACAGUAUAUCUACUGCUCACCAUUCAAAACCAGUUCCCAGCACUGUCACUGGGAAACACUGUGAAGAAUCCAACAUAGCACAAAACGCAGCAAUACCGAGUAAAGAUGAAACAGUUGAAUAUCUUGUGAUGGGAAAAGAUUUAGUGAUACAUAUUGCUCGAAAAACUGAUGAAGAACAUGAUCAUAUAUUUGCUCUUGGCUGCGGGUCGGAAAUACGGAAAAUAGUACCAGAUGUGGCAGGAGUACACAUGAAGGCUGAAAAUGUGAACUGCAAUACAACACAAGAAAAACUAUGCCAGGAAUCUAGUACUGUUGUAAUAAAAUGUAAUGAAAAAUUGCAAUUGAAUGUGCCAGAUGCAGAGCCAGAGCAAACUGGGUCGAUAGCUAUCGAGAAAGAGCCAAUAGAGGGAUCUGAUUCAAACAAAGAGCAAAUGGAGGCAGCAGAACCAAAGGAGCAGCAGGUGGAAGCAUCUGCUGCAGAGGAGGAGCAGGUGGAAGCAUCUGCUGCAGAGGAGGGGCAGGUGGCGGCGGCGGCUGCUGCAGAGGAGGGGCAGGUGGCGGCGGCGGCUGCUGCAGAGGAGGGGCAGGUGGCGGCGGCGGCUGCUGCAGAGGGGGCGCAGGUGGCGGCGGCGGCUGCUGCAGAGGGGGGGCAGGUGGAGGCGGCUGCCAGUGUGGUAGAGCAACUGGAGGCGGCUGCCAGUGUGGUAGAGCAACUGGAGGCGGCUGCUGGCGAGGGGGAGCAGAUGGAUGCAUCUGCCAGAAAGGAAGAACGAGUGGGGUUGGUUGUUCCAGAGGAGCAGCAGUUGGAUGCGGCUGCUGCAGAGGGAGAGCAAGUAGAUGUGGGUGCAUCAGAGGUAGGAAAGACAGAGUCAUUGGAUUCGGGACUAGAGCAGACAGAGGCAGUUGGUGUGAAGGAAGGACAAAUGAAAGCUGUGGAGACUGGGUCAGCACCUGCAGACCCAGUGAAGACUUUGGCAAUGGAAUCUGAGCAGAAUUUGGCAAUGGUUUUAGAGAGAAGUGAAUCUGAGGCACUGACGAAGGCGUCAAAGCAGACUAUUCCAGACCAAACACUGUCAGUGGCCGAAAAGAGAAUCGGAACUGUGCCAGCAAAUGCAGAAACUGACCAGUCUGAAUCAGCAGCUGACGACCAAGAGAAAAUGGAUGAGGUGGCUAAAGAGCAGGGUGAAAUGGAGGUAUUGUGUGAGGAUCUAGAGAAAACAAUGGCAGUGGAUGAGAGGCCAGAGAAAACACAGACAGUGGCUGAGAAACUGGAGAAUGUGUUGGGGACAGCUGAGGAAAUGGAGCAAACAGCAACUGCAGCUGAGGAGCCAAAACUUUCAAAGACAGCGGUAGGGCAGGCUGAACGAAGGGAGCUGGAGAAAAAGGAGCCAUCAGUUGAGGAGCUGGUGCAACAGGGAGUAUCAGGGGAGCUGGAAGCUGCUGAGAAGCCACAGAAAAUGGAGGUAAUGUCUUCGGAAUGUAAGCACAUUGCACCUCUAACUGAAGAACGGGUGCAAAUGAUGCCUGUUGCUGAGGAAUUCGAGCAAAUGGAGGCAAGCACUUUGGAGCAUUUGCAGAUGGAGGCAACUGUUGCGAAACAGAAGCAAACAGGGACAGUGGGCAAAAAGCAAGAAGAAAUAUGGGCGAUGGCUGCAAUGUCUGAUGAAACUGAGACUGUUGAAAUGAAACCAGAGAAAAACAUUGCAGCAACUGCGUCGUCAGUGGAACUAAAGAAAUCUGGGACAGUGAAACAAGAGAAAAUAGAGAUAGCAGCUGCAAAACCAGAAGGAGCAGAUACAUUGUUGGCAACUGCUGAACAGUAUCACGGUGAGACAGAGAUUGCAGUUUCUGAAUCAGACCAUGCUGGAGUUUUAACGGCAGCUUUAGAACCAGACCAAGCUAAGGCAGCAGCAAGUGCACAAGAACCAGAUCUGAAUGAAGCAGCGGCAGCAACAACAAAAACAAUAUCAGACCCACACCCAACUGAGGCAUUAGCUGUACCUGCACCAGAACCAAGUCCAGUUGAGGUGAUGGACAUAGCAACUACUGCUCCAGCACCAGAUCAGACUGAGGUGGCAGCAGCUGCUGUUCCAGAACCGGAUCAGACUGAGGCGGCAGCAGCAGCUGCUCCAAAACCAGAUCAGCCUGCGGUGGCAACAGCAGGUGCUUUGGAACCAGACCUAGAUGAGGUGGCAGCAGCAUCAGCAGCUGCUCCAGAACCAGACCUUACUGAGGUGGUAGCAGAAGCUGCUCAGGAACCAGACCCGACUGGGGUGGCAGCAGAAGUUGCUCAGGAACUAGACCCAACUGGGGUGGCAGCAGAAGCUGCUCAGGGACCAGACUCAACUGGGGUGGCAGCAAAAGCUGCUCAGGGACCAAACCCAACAGAGGUGGUAGCAGAAGCUGCUACUGCUGCAGCUGCUUGGGAACCUGACACAGCUGAGGCACCAGCAGAAUCUCCUCCAGAACCGGACCCAAAUGCAUCGAUGGCGGCAACUCCGAUACCAGAUGCGACUGCAAUGGCGGCGGCAGCUGCUCCAGACCCAGACCUAGCUAAGACAGCAGCAGGUCUGCAGCCAGACCAAACUGAAGCUAUGGAGCUAGCUUUCAAGGUAAAUGGAGAUGAGGAACUACACGGAAUGAAGGAGGCAGAAACAGUUGUAGACUCUGGAUUUGUGGAGGCAGCAGUACCUGUAGAGUCAGAUCAAACAGAAGCAAUGGCGUCACAUGUAGUGCUAGAUCAUAGAGAAGGAAUGCUAGCUGAUGAAGAGCGAGACCAAACUGAGGCAGUGUCAUCUGCUGUGGAGCCAGAACAAACUGAGGCAGUGUCAUCUGCUGUGGAGCCAGAACAAACUGAGGCAGUGUCAUCUGCUGUUGAGCCAGAACAAACUGAGGCAGUGUCAUCUGCUGUUGAGCCAGAACAAACUGAGGCACUGUCAUCUGCUGUGGAGCCAGAACAAACUGAGGCACUGUCAUCUGCUGUGGAGCCAGAACAAACUGAGGCACUGUCAUCUGCUGUGGAGCCAGAACAAACUGAGGCAGUGUCAUCUGCUGUGGAAUCAGAACAAACUGAGGCAGUGUCAUCUGCUGUGGAAUCAGAACAAACUGAGGCAGUGUCAUCUGCUGUGGAGCCAGAACAAACUGAGGCACUGUCAUCUGCUGUGGAGCCAGAACAAAGUGAGGCAGUGUCACCUGCUGUGGAGCCAGAACAAAGUGAGGCAGUGUCACCUGCUGUGGAGCCAGAACAAAGUGAGGCAGUGUCACCUGCUGUGGAGCCAGAACAAAGUGAGGCAGUGUCACCUGCUGUGGAGCCAGAACAAAGUGAGGCAGUGUCACCUGCUGUGGAGCCAGAACAAAGUGAGGCAGUGUCACCUGCUGUGGAGCCAGAACAAAGUGAGGCAGUGUCACCUGCUGUGGAGCCAGAACAAAGUGAGGCAGUGUCACCUGCUGUGGAGCCAGAACAAACUGAGGCAGUGUCACCUGCUGUGGAGCCGGAACAAAGUGAGGCAGUGUCACCUGCUGUGGAGCCGGAACAAACUGAGGCAGUGUCACCUGCUGUGGAGCCGGAACAAACUGAGGCACUGUCAUCUGCUGUGGAGCCAGAACAAACUGAGGCACUGUCAUCUGCUGUGGAGCCAGAACAAACUGAGGCACUGUCAUCUGCUGUGGAGCCAGAACAAACUGAGGCACUGUCAUCUGCUGUGGAGCCAGAACAAACUGAGGCACUGUCAUCUGCUGUGGAGCCAGAACAAACUGAGGCACUGUCAUCUGCUGUGGAGCCAGAACAAACUGAGGCAGUGUCAUCUGCUGUGGAAUCAGAACAAACUGAGGCAGUGUCAUCUGCUGUGGAAUCAGAACAAACUGAGGCAGUGUCAUCUGCUGUGGAAUCAGAACAAACUGAGGCAGUGUCAUCUGCUGUGGAGCCAGAACAAACUGAGGCACUGUCAUCUGCUGUGGAGCCAGAACAAAGUGAGGCAGUGUCACCUGCUGUGGAGCCAGAACAAAGUGAGGCAGUGUCACCUGCUGUGGAGCCAGAACAAAGUGAGGCAGUGUCACCUGCUGUGGAGCCAGAACAAAGUGAGGCAGUGUCACCUGCUGUGGAGCCAGAACAAAGUGAGGCAGUGUCACCUGCUGUGGAGCCAGAACAAAGUGAGGCAGUGUCACCUGCUGUGGAGCCAGAACAAAGUGAGGCAGUGUCACCUGCUGUGGAGCCAGAACAAAGUGAGGCAGUGUCACCUGCUGUGGAGCCGGAACAAAGUGAGGCAGUGUCACCUGCUGUGGAGCCGGAACAAAGUGAGGCAGUGUCACCUGCUGUGGAGCCGGAACAAAGUGAGGCAGUGUCACCUGCUGUGGAGCCGGAACAAAGUGAGGCAGUGUCACCUGCUGUGGAGCCGGAACAAAGUGAGGCAGUGUCACCUGCUGUGGAGCCAGAACAAAGUGAGGCAGUGUCACCUGCUGUGGAGCCAGAACAAACUGAGGCAGUGUCACCUGCUGUGGAGCCAGAACAAACUGAGGGAGUGUCACCUGCUGUGGAGCCAGAACAAACUGAGGCAGUGUCACCUGCUGUGGAGCCAGAACAAACUGAGGCAGUGUCACCUGCUGUGGAGCCAGAACAAACUGAGGCAGUGUCACCUGCUGUGGAGCCAGAACAAACUGAGGCAGUGUCACUUGCUGUGGAGCCAGAACAAACUGAGGCAGUGUCACUUGCUGUGGAGCCAGAACAAACUGAGGGAGUGUCACCUGCUGUGGAGCCAGAACAAACUGAGGCAGUGUCACCUGCUGUGGCGCCAGAACAAACUGAGGCAGUGUCACCUGCUGUGGCGCCAGAACAAACUGAGGCAGUGUCACCUGCUGUGGAGCCAGAACAAACUGAGGCAGUGUCACCUGCUGUGGAGCCAGAACAAACUGAGGCAGUGUCACUUGCUGUGGAGCCAGAACAAACUGAGGCAGUGUCACCUGCUGUGGAGCCAGAACAAACUGAGGCAGUGUCACCUGCUGUGGAGCCAGAACAAACUGAGGCAGUGUCAUCUGCUGUGGAGCCGGAACAAACUGAGGCAGAUAGAGCUGCUAUGGAGCUGGACCAAACUGAGGCAGAUAGAGCUGCUAUGGAGCUGGACCAAACUGAGUCAGUUGAAGCUGCUGUGGAGCUGGACCAAACUGAGACAGUUUCAGCUACUGUGGAGCCAUACCAUACUGAGACAGUUUCAGCUACUGUGGAGCCAUACCAUACUGAGAGAAUGGAAAUAAUUGAAGAAUCAGAUAAAACUGAGGUAGCUGGAGCUGCUGCAGUGCAGGUCGAAACUGAAGCAGUUGGAGCUGCUGCAGAGCAGGCCCAAACUGAAGCAGUUGGAGCUGUUGCAGAGCAGGCCCAAACUGAAGCAGUUGGAGCUGCUGCAGAGCAGGCCCAAACUGAAGCAGUUGGAGCUGCUGCAGAGCAGGCCCAAACUGAAGCAGUUGGAGCUGCUGCAGAGCAGGCCCAAACUGAAGCAGUUGGAGCUGCUGCAGAGCAGGCCCAAACUGAAGCAGUUGGAGCUGCUGCAGAGCAGGCCCAAACUGAAGCAGUUGGAGCUGCUGCAGAGCAGGCCCAAACUGAAGCAGUUGGAGCUGCUGCAGAGCAGGCCCAAACUGAAGCAGUUGGAGCUGCUGCAGAGCAGGCCCAAACUGAAGCAGUUGGAGCUGCUGCAGAGCAGGCCCAAACUGAAGCAGUUGGAGCUGCUGCAGAGCAGGCCCAAACUGAAGCAGUUGGAGCUGCUGCAGAGCAGGCCCAAACUGAAGCAGUUGGAGCUGCUGCAGAGCAGGCCCAAACUGAAGCAGUUGGAGCUGCUGCAGAGCAGGCCCAAACUGAAGCAGUUGGAGCUGCUGCAGAGCAGGCCCAAACUGAAGCAGUUGGAGCUGCUGCAGAGCAGGCCCAAACUGAAGCAGUUGGAGCUGCUGCAGAGCAGGCCCAAACUGAAGCAGUUGGAGCUGCUGCAGAGCAGGACCCAACUAAGUCAGUUGGAGCCGCUGCACAGACACACCAACCUGAGGCAGUUUCAGUUACUGUGGUUCCAUACCAUACUGAGGGAAUGGAAACUGAGGCAGUUGCAGCUGCUGUGGAGCCGGCACAAUCCGAGCCAGUUGGAGCUGCCGUGGAGCCGCCACAAACUGAACCAGUUGGAGCUGCAGUGGAGCCGCCACAAACUGAACCAGUUGGAGCUGCAGUGGAGCCCCCACAAACCGAACCAGUUGGAGCUGCAGUGGAGCCCCCACAAACCGAGGCAGUUGGAGCUGCAGUGGAGCCCCCACAAACCGAGGCAGUUGGAGCUGCAGUGGAGCCCCCACAAACCGAGGCAGUUGGAGCUGCAGUGGAGCCCCCACAAACCGAGGCAGUUGGAGCUGCAGUGGAGCCGGCACAAACCGAGGCAGUUGGAGCUGCAGUGGAGCCGGCACAAACCGAGGCAGUUGGAGCUGCAGUGGAGCCGGCACAAACCGAGGCAGUUGGAGCUGCAGUGGAGCCGGCACAAACCGAGGCAGUCGGAGCUGCAGUGGAGCCGGCACAAACCGAGGCAGUCGGAGCUGCAGUGGAGCCGGCACAAACCGAGGCAGUCGGAGCUGCAGUGGAGCCGGCACAAACCGAGGCAGUCGGAGCUGCAGUGGAGCCGGCACAAACCGAGGCAGUCGGAGCUGCAGUGGAGCCGGCACAAACCGAGGCAGUCGGAGCUGCAGUGGAGCCGGCACAAACCGAGGCAGUCGGAGCUGCAGUGGAGCCGGCACAAACCGAGGCAGUCGGAGCUGCAGUGGAGCCGGCACAAACCGAGGCAGUCGGAGCUGCAGUGGAGCCGGCACAAACCGAGGCAGUCGGAGCUGCAGUGGAGCCGGCACAAACCGAGGCAGUCGGAGCUGCAGUGGAGCCGGCACAAACCGAGGCAGUCGGAGCUGCAGUGGAGCCGGCACAAACCGAGGCAGUCGGAGCUGCAGUGGAGCCGGCACAAACCGAGGCAGUCGGAGCUGCAGUGGAGCCGGCACAAACCGAGGCAGUCGGAGCUGCAGUGGAGCCGGCACAAACCGAGGCAGUCGGAGCUGCAGUGGAGCCGCCACAAAGCGAGGCUGUCGGAGCUGCAGUGGAGCCGCCACAAAGCGAGGCUGUCGGAGCUGCUGUGGAGUCAGAUGUUAAUGAUUCAUUAUCAGCUGCUGUAGUUCCAGAUCAGACUGAGGCAUUGCCAGUUGUGACAGAGCCAGAUCAAAACGAGGCAGUAGGAGCUGCUGUGGAGGCAGACCAAACUGAGAAUGCAGGAGCUCCUUCGACACUGGUCCAGACUGAGGAGGCUGGAGCCCCUGCCGAGGCGGACCAGACUGAGGAGGCUGGAGCCCCUGCCGAGGCGGACCAGACUGAGGAGGCUGGAGCCCCUGCCGAGGCGGACCAGACUGAGGAGGCUGGAGCCCCUGCCGAGGCGGACCAGACUGAGGAGGCUGGAGCCCCUGCCGAGGCGGACCAGACUGAGGAGGCUGGAGCCCCUGCCGAGGCGGACCAGACUGAGGAGGCUGGAGCCCCUGCCGAGGCGGACCAGACUGAGGAGGCUGGAGCCCCUGCCGAGGCGGACCAGACUGAGGAGGCUGGAGCCCCUGCCGAGGCGGACCAGACUGAGGAGGCUGGAGCCCCUGCCGAGGCGGACCAGACUGAGGAGGCUGGAGCCCCUGCCGAGGCGGACCAGACUGAGGAGGCUGGAGCCCCUGCCGAGGCGGACCAGACUGAGGAGGCUGGAGCCCCUGCCGAGGCGGACCAGACUGAGGAGGCUGGAGCCCCUGCCGAGGCGGACCAGACUGAGGAGGCUGGAGCCCCUGCCGAGGCGGACCAGACUGAGGAGGCUGGAGCCCCUGCCGAGGCGGACCAGACUGAGGAGGCUGGAGCCCCUGCCGAGGCGGACCAGACUGAGGCUGCCGGAACUGCUGCAGAGCCCGACCAAAAUGAGGGGACUGAAGCUCCUGCAGAGCCGGCCGAGAAAGAGGCGAUUCAAACUCCUGCUGAACUGAACCAAAGUGAGGCAGCUGGAACUACUGCACAGUUUGUCAGAAGUGAAGUGGUUGGAGCUGCAGACCCCGACCUAAUUCAGGCUCUGGGAGUUGUGCCAAGAUCCACUGUGGCAGUUGCGAAUGCAGGUUUAACUGAGGCAGAGAUGGCUAUGACAGAUCCUAGGCAAACUAAGGAAGUUGCAAAACUAGUAGUAACUGAUUUGUCUGUGGAGAUAGAUUUAUCUGAGAAAAUCGAAGCAGCAGCAGAGCCUGGUGAAGUUGAGGCAAAUCAUAUUGGGACAGCAGUAGCUUCAGGUCAUGCAAAUGUACCUCUGGAGUCGAACCAAACUGAGACAGUUGUGGGAAUACAUGUCAUGGAGAAAGUGGUAUCAGGUGCAGAGCUAGUUGAAGCUGAAACAGAACAUAGUGUGGCACUAAUGGCAGCUGGACAGACAACCCUAGUUCUGAAACCAUGCCAGAGUGAAACAUCUAAGCUGAUAGAAGUAACAGAGAUAGGUGCUGCAUCUUGUGAGCCAGAGCAAGCUGAGGCGUCUGCUGCCGAGCCAGAGCAAGCUGAGGCGUCUGCUGCCGAGCCAGAGCAAGCUGAGGCGUCUGCUGCCGAGCCAGAGCAAGCUGAGGCGUCUGCUGCCGAGCCAGAGCAAGCUGAGGCGUCUGCUGCCGAGCCAGAGCAAGCUGAGGCGUCUGCUGCCGAGCCAGAGCAAGCUGAGGCGUCUGCUGCCGAGCCAGAGCAAGCUGAGGCGUCUGCUGCCGAGCCAGAGCAAGCUGAGGCGUCUGGUGCCGAGCCAGAGCAAGCUGAGGCGUCUGGUGCCGAGCCAGAGCAAGCUGAGGCGUCUGGUGCCGAGCCAGAGCAAGCUGAGGCGUCUGGUGCCGAGCCAGAGCAAGCUGAGGCGUCUGGUGCCGAGCCAGAGCAAGCUGAGGCGUCUGGUGCCGAGCCAGAGCAAGCUGAGGCGUCUGGUGCCGAGCCAGAGCAAGCUGAGGCGUCUGGUGCCGAGCCAGAGCAAGCUGAGGCGUCUGCAGCCGAGCCAGAGAAAGCUGAGGCCCCUGCUGUCUCCAGGUCAGAGGAAACUGAGGCGUCCCCUGCUGCAUCGGAGUUAGGGUCAACAGAGGUUGUAGCUGUUUCUGACAAAAGUGGGACAACUGUGGAAGCUGACCAAAGUAGGGCUCCAGUGGUCACUGCAAGACCCAGCGAAACUGAGGCUCUGGUGGACAGUACAGGGCCAGGUGAAACUGGGACUCCGGUGGACACUGCGGGGGCAGUCAAAAUUGUGGCUCCGCCUGCAGCACAGCCAGAUGAAAGUGAGUCACCAACAGCACUUGCAGAUUCAGACAAAUGCGAGCCACCAGUAGCCACAGGAGAGUCUAAUCAGUCUGAUGAUUUGGCAGUAGCUGCACAGCCAGACAAAUCAGAAGCAGCUGCCACAGAACAAAGUGACACACCUAAGAGUUUUGAGGGUGUUGACAAAUUCAAAUUAUGCAAUCAAGUAGGCAGUUCUGAUGAAUUGAGUUCAUUAACUGAGCGAUCUUCACAAGCAGAUCAGCAGUUACCACCAUUGACUGAUUCAGAUCAAAUAAAAGCUACAGAAUCAAGCAUAAAGCCUGAAAUUAGUAAGGAGGGAAGCUCAACAGAUAAAGCGGAAACAGGUGAUACAGGUUUGGUAUAUCACAGUUCCUCAUCACUGAAGAGAAAAGCAGUUUCUUCGGGAUCUGAUGCAGAUAAUUUAAAAGACUAUGUGAAGCCAUGUAAACUGGUGAAAUCUUCUGAUGUUCCUGAUACUACUUCCAGCAAAAUGGAGAAAUCAUAUAGUUCCCAAGAAGUAGGGGAGGAUGUGAAAAUAUCGAACAUUAAUGUUGAGGAAUGUGAAUUAGUUGAGAAGAAAGAAAGCGAUAUUUCUUCCACUGCUGUUUCUACAUUAUGUAUGGAAGAAACACUGUCUUCAGUUGAUACAGAAUGUGAAGAAAGUUCCUCAUUAGGGAUGGGAGCUACAGAAACAGAACAACUUUCAAAAUCUCUUGCUGAUACCUUAUGCAAUAAAAUGGCUGACACAGAUAAGGAAGUAUGUAAUUCUCCAUGUAACAUUGAUUUAAAGAAAGAAACUGCAGAAGCAACUGAACAUACAUUGCCAAGUGUUGCAAAUUCUCUGUCAUUAGUUAGAGAUAGUGCCUCAAAGAACAUAGGUCAUUAUGUUUCUAGUGCUCGUGAAGAAGUAAAUACAAGUUGUGUUACUGAGGAAAUUUCUGACGUAGACCAGACAUUGAAGGCCACAAAAGUGGAAAAUGAAGUUUUUCCACGUAGUGAAGAGUCUAACGAAAUAUCAGUUCACCAUGAGAGGUGUCACACUGAACAGAGUUCUUCUGUGACACCAGAACUUAAUUCUGAAAUAUUGGAAAGAAGUUUAGAGGAAAAUGUUCUGAAGAAUAAAGUGGGAGGUGAUUUGCUGUCAUUGAAGAAAGCAGAUACAUUAGUGGAUCUUGAGUCUCAACCUGUCUGUGCUGCAGAGUCUGAAACAACUAACAGUGUGCAACCUUUAACCUGUAAAUCUCAAGAAAAAUGUCAAAGUCAGAUCACACCUAAUGUGGAUAUUUGUGCAACUGUCCAAAUUGCUGGUAAUAAGAACUCGUUUUCUGAUAUUACAGAUGGGCAGAUGGAAAUUGAAAGCAAACCAGGAGGGGAAACACCAGAACCUUCUGCUUCGGAGAUAGAAGAGAAGGACGAACCAUCUUCAGAGGUAACGACAGAAACUGCAGUGGUUUUGCCUCUACAUCCAACACUACAUUCUGAAGAGAUCGUUCCCAUGGAUGUUGAUAAAAAUGUGCAGUCAGUAACACCAAGCGAAUAUGGCAUAAUUUCCAAAUCUAGUUUGACAGAAAAGUCAGCAUUAGACAUAGAAGUAGCAGUCGUUAAGAUUGAGGAUGCUGUACAGUGUGAACCAAAUACGACAAAUGUGGUUCCUCAGGCAUCCAGUACUGUCAGUGCUAGACAGGAGCAGCUGCAUGCGGCAACAGAUGCUGCUGCAGAUCUGUCGGCAUCAGCAGAAACCAAACUAGGACUUGCCAGAGAGUUGUCAGAUGAUAUGGGGAAGAAAGAAGUAUCAUCGAAAUUUGUGGAUGUUUUCCCACAGUCAGUACAAAACACUACAGUGUUACCAUCAGAAAAGACAUUGUCCAUUUCUAACACUUCUGCAGAAUUAAUAACAAGUUCUAAGGUGCCUUUGUGUGUAGAGCCAAUCCUUACAUCUGAAGCACUGAUGAGUCGAGCAGUUACAUCUACAAAGGAUGAAGUGCCAGAUCAACAAAAUGUGACAAGAAUAAGUCCUCUCACAGCCAGUGCCACCAUUAUAGGUGAAGGAAAGUUCCCUAAAGACACAGUUGCUGUGCCAUUGCCAUCAGAUGAUGUCGAAAUGUCAAAACCAAACAUUAAUCCAGUAGACAAUUCCUCAGAUGGUUCUCCAUGUAACAUACGAAAGACUCUGCAACAUGAAACAGAAACUUCCAGUGCGAGGGUGUGUCUUCAAAUCGACAGCUCAAAACAUGUAUCAUCUUCAGACAGAAUGGAUACAAAUUUGGAAACAGUGCAUGUAGUUUUAAGUACAUCAGAGGUAGCACCAAUGAGCCCAGUAAUGACAGUCGCAUCCAGUAAAACUGAAGAAAUUAAAGCACUGGAAGAACUAAAGGGUCAAGGUGUGGUGCCUCAUGAAGAAACUACUGCAAAGAUAGCUGCAUCAUCAGCUAUAACAGAAAGUAAAGGAACUUUGCCAGCAGAAGAUCAUUGGCGCAAGAAAGAGUUACUUGGAGACAAAAAGCCUGCAGUUAGCUCUGAUAAACCUGAAAAUGAAAAAACAGAAUGUAAAAAUAUUCUCAUGGCUACCUCAGUAAGUGUAAAAGCCACUUUGAGCCCAUCAGAGUCUGAUGAAGUAUGUGAAGAAACAAGUCAAGUGGCCAUUGAAGACACCAUAAUUUCAGAUGGUGCAGUUAGUACUCCAAAUGCAAAAGCAGAUUCUGAAGUUGGGCAUGAGAAUGUAGAACAGGUAAAGCGAACAGGAGAAAUUGUCCUUGAAAAGGGUAACAAAGUAGGCUCUGAAUCCUUGCCUAAAAUGGGUGUUCAUCAAACUCACAGUAGACCAGAGCCAUUAACCCAGCCAGAAAGUGCACUUUCAGUUGCCUCUAAUGUUACAAAGAAUUUAAAAAAUGCAAAAGCAGAAGUAGAGGAACUUCAGAUGCCAGAAGUUGCAUUUUGUUCAGAUAAAUUGUCAGGUGCAAGUGUAGUGGGAACAGACAAAAUGCCCUCAAGUAUUAACACACAUACAUCUAAAGCAGCUGAGUUGUCCAAAGAAACAACUAAUGAGACAGGAACAGCCAUGCUGGAUUUGAAGGAAUUGGCACAUUCACAAGCAGAUGAGACUCUAGUGGCAGAGAGGACAUUUGUAUCUGAUGAUGAAGCUAAAGUCAAGUCUGGAGAACCUAAAUUGUGCACAGUAACUGAAAAUAAUCUGACAACUUCACAGACAGUAACAGAAACACUUGAAGUGGUGAAAUCAUCAGAAACAGCUCAAUCCAUGAAAGCACUGACAAAAUCAUCAAACAAAUCUACUGUAGUCUCAUCACAUUCUGAAGCAGAAACAUCAGUUGUAGAUGCCAAGUCUAAAGUAGUUACAUCAACAGUAGAGAUUGUUUCUGAAAAACUUGAAAGUAUGGUGCCUCCACUAAAUCAGUUUACAGGUGAGCAGGUGGCAAUGGCUUCUGAAGGUACAGAACGUGAAAUGAAAACCACGGGACUCCAGACUCCUCGAGGAACGACUGAAGUUCCUGGUGUACCAGGCUUGGACAUAACUCCUCCUGCUGUAUUAAGUUCACAAAUAUCUCAAAAUAUGAUGUUGAAAUUGGAAAAAGAACAGAAAGAAACUGAAACUCCAGUUUCUGAAACAGAAAUUCUUCAGCAAGUCGACCGGUGUUUGGAAACUAAGGAACCAUCAAACAAAGAAAUGCCAUUAGGAAGGACAUCAUUGACUGCAGAUGUGCAGGAAAUUGAAGCACCACAUACUCCAGCAGUUAAAUCUGAGGAAAGUGUUGCACAUGCCUCGGAUCAACUCUCAGAACAACAACAUUGUGGGGGCAAAAGAAAAUUGUCUCAAGAAAGAUCUUCUGAACAAGCGGCAAAAUCUGAGGUAACAAAGCAGACUGUUACUGAUGUGCCUUCAGUAUUAGGUUGUGAGAUACCUGCAAAGAUGAUUGAAUGUGUUCAAAAAUCUUCAAACAAAGUGCAAGGUCAAAAUGCACAAAAGACAUUGAUUGCUCCUGAAUUGGCCUCAUCUUCUGUCCAUGAAUCAUCAGAAAUAGUGAAAGAUUCUGUGACACAAUUGGACUCAAGUUGUGCCAUGCCAGAAGAAGUAGAAACAGCAUUUACUUCAGAAUCAGAAACUUCAACAAGAUCCAAACUGGUGGCAUCUAUAGAAAUGGAAGAAGAGAGGCAAAUGAUUGUAGUACAGAUAAAUAAAUCAGGUGAAGUAGAGCAGUCCUUGAAGGGGAAUGAUACACAGAGUGUAAAAGUAUCAUGUGUGGAAUCUGAGAAAAGGUUAGCUUCACAGCAAGCUAUAUUAGAAAAGACAGAAAAAUCAUUACAGUCUUCUGAGGUGCCAACAUCUACAGGUUUAAUAAGUGAAGAAUUAUUUGUAAGAAAAACAGCUGAUGAUACAUCUGAAUUGUGUGGCAAAGCCUCAGUUAAUCAGGGCAGUGUAAGUGUUUCAGUUACACCAAGGUCUUCCGAUGAAACGAGUUUGUUUGAAAAGGUGGCAACAAAAGAAAUUGGAAGUGAUGGUAUCAGUGCUAGUCAAAAUUCUCUUACAGCUAAGAAUAAAGCUUCUGUGGAUUGCAGUACAUCAGAAUUUGUUCCUGAUAAAACUAAUUCAGAAACUGCUGAAACUGAGACAGCAGGUGAAAUUUUGCUUCAUUCAAGGGACCUAACUAAAACAUCAGAACAUCAUUUUAUGAAGGAGAAAACUAAUGAGGAAACUGUUGAAUUGCGUGCAGCAAGUGAAAAAUUUAAAGGGACAGACUUAUGCUUAGCCGUGGAAGAUGUGCCCGAUUGUGACAAAAAGAUGGAUCAAAAGUUGGCAAAACAAGAAAAAAUACAGGAUACCCCAACAAAUGUUGACUCUGUAUUACUAUCUACGUCUCUUCAGUCUUCUGUUGAAGAAAAAGUAAUUGAAAAUUCUGAAAGUAGUUUAGGCACAGCUGGCAAUCAUCUUAGUCAGUCUGCCGCAUCAGAGGAGUCGAAACCUGAUGAAAAACCUGUCAGCAGUGAGGAUGACGGUAAUUCAUGUGAAAAGGAAGAUACAGAAAAAAAUCAGACACAUUCACCAGCUUCAGAUCCAUUGGCAAAGGAAAAUGAAAGUGAUUCACAAGCUCGUGUUAAACAUAAAGUCAACAGUGAUACUGAUGGUGAACGAACAGAAGUUUCAAUAAAAAGAAAAGUCUGGGAAAGUGAAAAUGAGACCGAAGUUAGCCCUAAAAAAGUAAAGAUUGAUGACUGUAAUAUUGGUAUACCAUCUUCUAUUUCUGAUGCCCAGUGUUCUAAAAGUCCAGAAUCACUAAAGAGGAAGAGUGCAAGUGAUGAUGCAGAAACUGGUGAUCAGGAUAGUAAUACUGAAAAGAAAAAACCUAAAGUGGAAACAUCAGAGCAGUGAUUUUUGUUGUUGGUGGUACCAGUUCAGAGGAAUUCACACACAUUCCAAGUUAAGUUAGUUUUUCUUUGUUCUUGUGUGUUGUGGAAGAGUUAAUUUAUUUAUGUAUAGGAUUUGUUUGUGUGUUUGAUGCCAGAUGUUAAUACAUUUUGGUGCUUUUUGCACGCACAUUACUAUACAAUCAGAGGUCUUCUUUCCUGUGGAAUAUGUUAAUAGUGUCUAAAAGACUCUGGAAUUCUUUCCUUCUCUGUGGGUAAUUGGAAGGGGUUAGCAUGGGAUGGGAAAGUGGAUGAUGUGAAAUAGAGGUGCUGUGGUAUUCACAGGUUUUAUAUGAAAGUAUAUAUAUUAUAUGAACUAUUGAAAUUAUAUAUAAUCCAACAGUAUUUACAUGUCAAGUGAAGAUCUGGCUGAACUAGAACUGUUUUGUAAAAUUGCAAUAAUAAUCAGUUCAACACUCCCUGCCACAGUUUUGCUGUUACAGAAAUUUGGGUUUUGCUCCCAUGUCUAGUUUUAUGCAGCAUCCAAGUACAAUGUGUCUAACUUUUUGUAGCAGUCAGUUUUCACAAAGAUUCUGUAUUACAGGUUUCAGGCAUAUUGCAUUUGAACUAUGUGAUAUAAUUUAGUCUUCCACUGGCAGAGUUUUUAAUUAUUUUUUAUAUGUUAAUGCAGGUUCCUACAGUUCCUAUGUCUUCAGUUUUGUAUUUGAAAUAAUAUCAGCCGUGUCGCCUUUGUCACUAGUCAAUCUUCCAUUUGUGAGAUAGACUGAUUUAAUUACUACUGUAAUAUUUUUAUGCAUUGUCCAAACAACAGGUUUUUGAAGCAACUUGUAUUUCUGUCAAUCUCUUCAUUAAAACUUUUCUUUACACAUGUUUAUAUACACACCUCUGCAUUUAUGUAGCAAACGAAAGAACUACCACCUGUAUUUUCUUUAUUUGCUUCAUUUAUUUUGUUCUUUAUUUGCUAUGUACUGUUAGUUUGUAAUGACUUUGUCUCUUAGUGGAGAGUUUAUAUGUAGUACAAUAACACAUUCUGUGUAAGAUGAUGGACAGUUUUUGUUGUACAGGCUACUUAUGUUCAGACACUUUACAUCUGCUGUGCUGCAGAUAAUUGGUCAGGAUGAAUAAAAUACAUUUUAUACCAA
Molecule: messenger RNA, 20869 nt
Organism: Schistocerca gregaria
Lineage: Eukaryota; Metazoa; Arthropoda; Insecta; Orthoptera; Acrididae
Exons: 14
Coding region: 1-19731 (6576 amino acids)
Biological process (GO): pseudouridine synthesis
Cellular component (GO): nucleus
Molecular function (GO): pseudouridine synthase activity; RNA binding
Source: RefSeq, a predicted model, not a curated record